This is a messenger RNA of Racocetra persica, 507 nucleotides long. The record is from the annotation of a GenBank genome assembly. NCBI's taxonomy places the organism in Eukaryota, Fungi, Glomeromycota, Glomeromycetes, Diversisporales, Gigasporaceae.
AUCGACUUGGGAAUUAAUAAAAAAGGCGCGAAAAAACGAUCUAGUGAUGAACUAUCGGGAGACGAUAAAAAUGAGGAUUCAUCAAAGAAGGAGAUGGAUAAUAAAGACGUGAAAAAACGGAAGACGAAAAAGAGUGAUGCGAUGUUGGGAGACGAUAAAAUUGGGGAAGCUUCAGGGAGCAACAUGGGUUCAGGACAGCGUAAUUUGAAGCGUUCUCGUGAUGCGGUGUUGGUAGAGGAUGAAAAGCAGAGAGAUAAAGAAAAGACCAACCUUUUUGCUAAAAUUGAACAGAGCGAUAAAGAAAAAACUGACCUUAUUGCUAAACUAGAAUAUUACGUCUCAUUAAUCAAGGAACAAAGCUUGCAAGACAAGAACAUGGCUUUAAUAAGUGAAGAACAAAAUGCUUGUGCUAGAGCCAAUAUAUGUUCUGGCCCUAAAACACUAGUCUUGGUAAAUGCAUCAUAUAAUGCACCCGGUCUAUGCUUUGAAGGAGCUAAAUUUGAAUGA